Lottia gigantea (owl limpet) is the source of this 657-nucleotide messenger RNA. RefSeq lists its product as hypothetical. The coding region runs from base 1 to 657 and encodes 218 amino acids. The record is from RefSeq and is a predicted model, not a curated record. Lineage: Eukaryota; Metazoa; Mollusca; Gastropoda; Lottiidae. The transcript has 3 exons. Gene Ontology annotation, molecular function: intracellularly cAMP-activated cation channel activity; intracellularly cGMP-activated cation channel activity; protein-containing complex binding. Gene Ontology annotation, cellular component: intracellular cyclic nucleotide activated cation channel complex; plasma membrane. Gene Ontology annotation, biological process: monoatomic cation transmembrane transport.
AUGGGUACUGCUGGCAAUAGACGAACUGCUUCCGUCAGAUCAGUGGGUUACUCUGAUCUCUUCUGUUUAUCCAAAAAAGAUCUUUGGGAUGUUUUAAAAGAAUACCCCGCAGCUCGAGUGAAAUUAGAAGCAAUUGCUGUCAAACGAUUAGAAAAAUACAAAAAAGCUCCUUUAGAAAAAAUAGCCCUUCCUCGAAGUAAGAGUACCCCUGGAUUGGUCGAGUCAGCUGGAAAGAUCCCUAUACAAGCUUCCAUGGUUUUGCUUCCCCCUUAUCAACCAUCUCAUCCGACAAUUCAACAUCCUCAACAGAAUCUUCCGCACACGCCUAGUAGUGGAAACUUCCUACAACCACCGUUGUCGCCUAUGCCAACUUCCCCGAUGCCACCAAGCAUAAGCCCUAUAAGUUUGAACUCGCCAAAUCCACAAUCUGAACAAUUGCUCAAUGAAAUAGGACGAUUGCGUGAAAGAUUAGCACAACUGGAGACUGAGAACUCUUCCUUAACUGUGAAGCUGAACCAACAGCAGUGGGACGUGGAGAAUCGGUUAGCGGAACUAGAGAUGCAUAUUUGUCAAAGUGACAGUGUAGCGAGCACCGGAAGUGGUGGUGAGGAGAAGGUGGAUAAAAUGACACCUAUAAAUAGAGAGUCUAUAAUAUGA